AUGACAGAUAAUGAACCGAGUAAAAAACAAAAGUUUCGUCAAGAAACAAAAGACGAACGACGUGUUCAAUUUAAAGAACGUCGUCGAAAAAAAGCCGAAUCGAAACUAGUAGGAUUUCGUCAAUCGACACAUUAUAUUGAUUCAGCAUUAACCAACGAAUCCAUUUAUUAUAUUGAUCCAGAAUCACCUAAAUUACGAAAAAUUUAUCCAUACUUUUUCACAUGGAUAACACAUGCAAAAGAACGUUGGUAUGGACGAACGAUUGAAGAUAUUUUUCAAUAUGAAUUUCGUCGUUCUAUAUUAAAACAAAAUUUCGAUGAUAUCAUACGUAACGGUCUUGUACGUAUUAAUGGGCAAUGUAUAGAGAAAGAUUAUAUUAUGAAAAAUGGUGACAAACUUGAACAUUUUACACAUCGACAUGAAGUACCGGUGAUUAAUCAAAAAUUUAAUAUUCUAAUUAACAAUGAUGAUUAUUUAGUUAUUGAUAAACCAUGUUCCAUACCUGUUCAUCCAUGUGGAAAAUAUCGAUUUAAUACUGUAUUAGCAAUUCUAAAUUAUGAAUAUCAAUUAUCUAAUCUUCGUACUGUUCAUCGUUUAGAUCGUAUGACAUCAGGUAUAUUAAUUAUGGCGAAAUCAGCUGCUAAAGCACGUGUCAUUGAUUUUAAUGCUGAUCGUUCAUCAACGAAUAGUGUCGAUAAACUUUAUCUAUGUCGUGUACGUGGUGAAUUUCCUUACGUGGAUCAAAUUGUUCGUGUUGAUCAACCACUUGAAACAUUUUCAUUUCAAAUUGGUCUAACGAAAAUCGGUGGUAACAAACAAUGUCAAACAUUGUUUCGUCGUGUUACAUUUGAAGAAUUAAAACAGCAACAAGAAAUUCAUGGAAAAUAUAUUUUUGAUUUAAAUAAUGAAAAUAUUGAAGUCACAAUCGAUGAAUCAUUACAUCAAUUUUUGGAUCAAGAUCAAACAAAAACAAGUUUAGUUUUAUGUCGACCAUUAAGUGGUCGAAUGCAUCAAAUUCGUGUUCAUUUACAAUAUUUAGGUUUUCCAAUUGUUAACGAUCCUCUUUAUAAUGCGUCCGAUAUUUGGGGUCCGUCCAAUGGGCAAUAUGGUCAUUAUGAACAUUCAAAUGAAUAUGUUAUUGAAACAUUUAUUAAACGACAUAGUUGUGAAUAUUGGUUAUUAAACGAUAUUGACAAUGAAGAUGAAGCAAUUAAUUCGAAUGGUAAACGAAUCGUGGAAGAAGAAGAUGAUGUUAAACGAAUUAAAACUGAAGAAACAACAACAACAACAACAACGAUUGACGUUAAUGAUGAUAAUGCAGUUAAGGCAUACAUAAAAGAACAUUGUUAUGAAUGUUUAAAUCGUUUUCGUGAACCAUCGCCGGAUGAUCUUGUUAUGUUUUUACAUGCUUUACAAUAUAAAAUUUCCGAUGCGACUACUUUUACUAGUCCAUUACCUGAGUGGGCUCAGAUUUGA
Molecule: messenger RNA, 1476 nt
Organism: Rotaria socialis
Lineage: Eukaryota; Metazoa; Rotifera; Eurotatoria; Philodinida; Philodinidae
Source: the annotation of a GenBank genome assembly